GGCCCCGCCGCGGGGAUGCCGAGGAGCCGGGGCGGCCGCGCCGAGCCGGGGCCGCCGCCGGGCCGGGCCCCGCGCCGGAGCCGCCGGCGGGCCCCCGGGCGGCGGCUGCUGCCGCUGCUGCUGCUGCCCGCGCUCUGCUGCCUCCCGGGCGCCGCGCAGGGGGCGGCGGCGGCGGCCGAGGCGGAGGCGCCCUUCGCCGGGCAGAACUGGCUGAAGUCGUAUGGCUAUCUGCUUCCCUACGACUCCCGGGCCUCCGCGCUGCACUCAGGGACAGCCUUGCAAUCCGCAGUCUCCACUAUGCAGCAGUUCUACGGGAUCCCAGUCACCGGUGUGUUGGAUCAGACAACAAUCGAGUGGAUGAAGAAGCCCCGAUGCGGCGUCCCAGACCAUCCCCACCUGAGCCGAAGGCGGAGAAACAAGCGCUAUGCUCUGACUGGACAGAAGUGGAGGCAGAAGCACAUCACAUACAGCAUUCACAACUACACCCCAAAGGUGGGGGAGCUGGACACGAGGAAAGCUAUUCGCCAGGCAUUCGAUGUGUGGCAGAAGGUGACCCCGCUGACCUUUGAAGAGGUACCAUACCAUGAAAUCAAAAGUGACCGGAAGGAGGCAGACAUCAUGAUCUUCUUUGCUUCUGGUUUCCAUGGUGACAGUUCUCCAUUUGAUGGGGAAGGGGGCUUCCUGGCCCAUGCCUACUUUCCUGGCCCGGGGAUUGGAGGAGACACACACUUUGACUCCGAUGAGCCAUGGACGCUAGGAAAUGCCAACCAUGAUGGAAAUGACCUCUUCCUGGUGGCGGUGCACGAGCUGGGCCACGCACUGGGGCUGGAGCAUUCCAACGACCCCAGCGCCAUCAUGGCGCCCUUCUACCAGUACAUGGAGACGCACAACUUCAAGCUGCCUCAGGACGACCUUCAGGGCAUCCAGAAGAUCUACGGACCCCCAGCUGAGCCCCUGGAGCCCACCAGACCCCUCCCCACGCUCCCCGUCCGCAGGAUCCACUCGCCUUCCGAGCGGAAGCACGAGCGCCAGCCCCGGCCCCCUCGGCCGCCCCUCGGGGACCGCCCCUCCAUGCCAGGCGCCAAACCCAACAUCUGUGAUGGCAACUUCAACACGGUGGCACUGUUCCGGGGCGAGAUGUUUGUGUUUAAGGAUCGCUGGUUCUGGCGCUUGCGCAAUAACCGGGUGCAGGAAGGCUACCCCAUGCAGAUCGAGCAGUUCUGGAAGGGCCUGCCUGCCCGCAUAGACGCCGCCUAUGAAAGGGCUGAUGGGAGAUUCGUCUUCUUCAAAGGUGACAAGUACUGGGUAUUCAAGGAGGUGACGGUGGAGCCCGGGUACCCCCACAGCCUGGGGGAGCUGGGCAGCUGUCUGCCCCGAGAAGGCAUUGACACAGCGCUGCGCUGGGAGCCGGUGGGCAAGACCUACUUUUUCAAGGGCGAGCGGUACUGGCGCUACAGCGAGGAGCGGCGGGCCACGGACCCCGGCUACCCCAAGCCCAUCACCGUGUGGAAGGGCAUCCCGCAGGCCCCGCAGGGCGCCUUCAUCAGCAAGGAGGGAUAUUACACCUACUUCUACAAGGGCCGGGACUACUGGAAGUUCGACAACCAGAAGCUGAGCGUGGAGCCGGGCUACCCGCGCAGCAUCCUGCGGGACUGGAUGGGCUGCAACCAGAAGGAGGUGGAGCGGCGCAAGGAGCGGCGGCUGCCCCAGGACGAUGUGGACAUCAUGGUGACCAUCAACGAUGUGCCGGGCUCUGUGAAUGCGGUGGCCGUGGUCAUCCCCUGCAUCCUGUCCCUCUGCAUCCUGGUGCUGGUCUACACCAUCUUCCAGUUCAAGAACAAGGCGGGCCCACAGCCCGUCACCUACUAUAAGCGGCCGGUCCAGGAGUGGGUGUGAGCAGCCCGAGCCUCUGUGCACUCGGUCCGGCCAGCCAGGCCCUUCCUCCUCAGGGUCUGAGGGCAGCGCUGGCCACCGCCCACCGGGGCCGGCAGGGCCCUGGGCCAGGGGUGAUGCAGCGGAAGUGGCGGGUGCUCUGACCCAGGCCUGGGGCCGGGAGUGAUGGCGCUGCAUCCCAGGGUGGGUGGCUGGCACCCAGCUGCCAGCCCUCUGUCCCUGGCCAACUGUCCCUACUCAGGAGCAGUCAGGCCUGUCCGCAGGAGGCGGCGAGCAUGCUGGGAGGCGCCCUGUGGUGACGCUGGGCCCAGCGUCUCCGUGGGAAGCCAGCACAUGCGCUCCCAGCCUCAUCUGGGAGAGCCCACAGGCCUGGUCCCUUUCUGCAAACACCUGCUGGUCAGAUGUCCCCCCCCUACCCCCACCCCCACCGUCUCCCAAGGCGACAGGACCCCCGUUGCCAACACGGUGGGCCACAGAGCUGGGUUUCCCCUGCUGGCUGAUGGCAGCUCCCUCAGGAAACCCACAGCACACACUGAGACCCCAAUUCCGGGUCUCACGUGAGACCCCAAUUCCGGGUCAUAUGCUGCAGGCAGGGCUGUGGCCCAACUGGGUCUAAUGAGGAUCCAGCUGUCACGUAUGAAUAUUUAAAUGUCCUGUCACUACUGUUUUAAAGUCCCAUUCUGCAAAGGCUGCUUGAGGCUUUAGGUCAAUUAGAGGUGACUGUCUUAGUGACAAGGCCGGCCCUCCCCCAGGCGACAAGGACCACGGUGCUGCUAAGGCUAUUCCCGUGCCCCCAGCCCAGGAGCUGGGCUUGCUUCAGUGCAGCUAAAGGGCCGGAGUAGAGGCGAACCUCAUUUCCAGAGGCCGAGCUGGGUCUGUGGGCGUCCCCCACUAGCCGCCAUUAGCCCUGCCCCUCUUCCCACCUCUGCAGACCUGUGUCUGCGGCGGGGAGCGCAGCCUGACGAGUGGGGCCUUGUGGGAACCCAGGGCACCUCCUGAAGGCUGAGCACAGCCCAGCCCGGCUCCCGGCCUGGAAGCCAUGUUGAGGCUCUCUGGGCCCAUGUUCCUGCAUUGCUCUUUGGGCAAGGGCACCCCCACAACGGGCAGCAGCCCCAAGUGGGCCCUUCCUGAUUCUUCCCUGGCCCACGCUCACUCUGCAAAGAAUUCCUAAGGCUCCGUCUGCCUCAUGCUAACCCCAUAAGGGGUCCUUCCGGCCACUGAGGACCCCGAGGCCAGAUGUGUGGGCUAAGCAAUGCCCACGGGCUCUCUGCCAAAGCCCAGGGGAGGUGGCGAACUUCAGGGUCCAUCCUGGGCCUUGGAUGCCACCCAGAUCCUCUGAGCCUCCGUGGGCCUUGCCCCGACCCUGUCACCUCCAGGCUUUGGGUUGGCUUAAUCCAUCGCAGACAGGGACUCCAGCUGCCCUAGGAACUGUCUCCAGCAGACCCUCUCUCGUCCCAGAGGGACCUAGUGGGCCCUCCGUGUUCCUUGUCAUCAUUCUUGUUUCUUUCUCAUUUUGGCCAAGGGCGGGCUCCCUGGGGCAGGUGGAGGAGAACAACUGCGGAGAUCUUAGUGAUUCGUAGGUUUGUACAGUGUUUUAUACUUUGCAAAGCACUUUAUUAGCUCACACCUGUCCGCUCACAUCAACUCACAGAGGCCCGGGGAGGCUGGGGGUAACUCUCGCUGUGCCCUCAAACAAUGCACAGAGAGGCCGUUACUGACCUUAGCUCUCCAGGGGUUCACUGGGCCAUGGGUCCCCACCCAAGGGCCCCUCUAGGAUCCAGGAUGAGAUCAGAAGUAUCUCUUUUAUCCGUCUUUUCCUGGCCUCUCUUCCCCCCUUCCUGGUCCCUCUCCACUUCCUCAGGUUGGUGCUCUCACUUCUUGAAAGCUCUAGACCCCCAGUCUCCCCCCUGGCUCCUGGGACCACCAAGGCCAGCUGAGACAGAGCAGGAGAUGAGGCAGGCAGCCCUGGCUGCGGAGGUGAAGGAUGCAGGGCAAGGCCCACCAGAGAAGGCUCGGCCCGGGGGCUUCGUCUCUGUUCUCCUGCCUUGUGGUUGUCUACUUGUCCACCACCCCGAAACAGGGCAGGCAGGGGCCAAGCACCGGGGCGCCAGAGCCUCACAUCCCCUCAGCCUGGGGAUUAUCACAACAUUUCACUGUCGGUCACAUUUUAAACUGAUCAGCCUUUGUAUGUUUUUUAAAUCAUUUCUAAAUAAAACAAAAAAUACA
Sorex araneus (European shrew) is the source of this 4119-nucleotide messenger RNA. RefSeq names its product matrix metallopeptidase 24 (gene MMP24). Gene Ontology annotation, molecular function: zinc ion binding; metalloendopeptidase activity. Gene Ontology annotation, cellular component: extracellular matrix. Bases 16 to 1896 code for a protein of 626 amino acids. Lineage: Eukaryota; Metazoa; Chordata; Mammalia; Eulipotyphla; Soricidae. The transcript has 9 exons. Gene Ontology annotation, biological process: collagen catabolic process; proteolysis; extracellular matrix organization. The record is from RefSeq and is a predicted model, not a curated record.